GAAAAUAUAUUUAAAGAUAUAACUACCAUAACAAUUUCGGCAGGUAUAUACUUUGUUUACGAAAGUCUGACAAUCAUAUUCAGCGCAAAACUUACUUUGAAAAAAAAACCUCACUUUUUGUAGGAAAUGUGUUGAGAUGGUCAGGAGAAAAAUGGAUUAAAGAGUCUCGUAAAGUAUAUAUAAAGCAGCUGGUGUCUUGACACUAAUUUUCAAUGUUCAGUUCAACUGACAGAGAAGUUUGAGUACGUGCUUCAAAGAUGUCACCCAAAAUGGGACUAUAUGGAUUAAUACCAGCUUCGAUUGCUAUCUUGUUCAUAGCUGUUGCCAUCGGUGUGAAUAGGUGGCAGUAUAAAAAGGAAUCUAUGUCUAAAUAUAUACAACAUGAAAGUUAUACUGGCCUGUGGAAAUUAUGCAUUGAAACAACUCUGACGUAUUCGAAGCCGUCAGUGACAAAUCUUGGAACAAUUACUGUGAAAGAAACGUCGUCAACAUGCGAUGACAUCGCCGCCUUCUCCACACAGAAAACGUUGAAGUUCAUCAGCGUCGUGAAAUAUAUUCUAUUCGCGACCCUCGUGUGCAUGGUUCUGGCGAUACUGGGAACGCUAGUAAAACAUUUCGUGCUGAAGGAAUGGUUGCACGAGAAACAGCAGAUAGGACUGGGUUAUAUAACUGCCAUGUUGGCUUUUCUGACUGGAGUUCUAGCAAUUGCGGCAUUCGGUGUGUAUGGUGCUGAAGUGAAGUACGAAGGGUAUACCCUUCAAGCAGGGUUCUACCUUGCUGUAACAGCUGCUAUAUUGUCAUGGAUUUCGGCAGCAAUGUUUCUUGCAGGCAGUAUUUGUAUUGGGGCAAAAAUGUAUCCCGAUAUGAAAUGAUUUCAAUGAAAUGUCGACGCUAAUAGACAUUGAACUAAAUCUGCCACAUUUUUAUUUGUAAAUAGGUGGCUUGCCAUCAAAUAAAUUCUAAGGAAUGACGAAAGUAUCAUUUUAUGAAAAGAGACUGAAAUUGAUUCAUAAACAAUUGUACAAAAUUACUACUUGUUAGUAUUUAUGACAUAUUUGAUUAAAAAACACUCAGUGAAACCUUAUCUUUUAUGUAUAAAGUAUUGUGUGACGGUCAAGUAAUUCUAUAGCUAAAUCUACCUACAGUAUGAACAUGUACUCCCACUAAAAAGAUUGGCAGAUAUUUUCACAAAUGACUUAUUUUAAAAAAAAGUCAUUUAUUUGUAAAAGCAGCACGACAUACUCUGUUGGAUUUUAUAUUUCUACAAGUUAAAUUCAGUUGACAAGGAUUUUCUACAUUUAAAAGAAAUAUCAAAUGGAGAAAGAUGCGGACUGUAGUACUGUAGUUUAUCUUUAACUGUAGAGUGUCCGAUUAAAAUGCAUAUUUUGAUCAACAUACUCCGAUAUUAAAUCAAAAGAUAUGUAGAAUUAGAUACUCCAAUGCCUGGACAUUUUCAAAUGUUUUAGCAAAAAUAGUUACACAUGACCUUGACAUCUGGCUAUGAUCAACAGUAAUAUUCAAAUGACUGGAACUGGCCUAUUCACUACGUCACCUUGAGUUAACCCACUCUAUGUUGGCAUUCUACGAAGCCUGAUGUCAAGAAAUGUUUUGAGUUUCAAGGACACCGUAAACAUGGUCUGUGACUUAUUUUCUCUAUCUCGCGAUAGUUCAUGUUCGUUCGUCAGGAGACCGUAAUACCAAGGGCAUGUGUCUAACUUGAACCAGAAGUGAUACUUUUUGUUCACAUACAUGUAGGAAAACGUUUUCAAGAUGACCUUGUUUCAUCAAUUUGGUCAAAGGUCAUGGUUGCCGCUUUUCUUAACAAUAUGCUAAGUUGAUCAACUGACAAGAUGUAUACGGGGUCCGUAUUGUGUAAAUGCACGUAAAUCACGUUAAACGGUAACAGAAAUACCGGAAACUAGCAGAUUUACAUUCUUAAUCAAAAAUAUUUUUGUUAUAUGUGUUGUUUUUUCUUUGAAUUACGCAUGUAUAUAUACAUAUCAGAAUACUUAUCUUAAAAUAAUUUAACAAAUGAAAAAUUGCAAACUUUAAUCAAUAUUGCAAAUACUAUUUAACCUGUUUCACUUAGUUGAAAAUAAACAAACUAUCACUGUUUUUAUUAAACAUUACGUACUUUUCAAUAAUAAGCCUUUUAAAGACAUAUAAUCUAUUGUAUUAAUUCGGAAUUUUUCAAUACUAUAUUGAGAAAGUUAAAAUACUUAUCAUAAAAUAUUGAUAUUCGAGGAUAUAAUUUAAAGCACCCCUUAAGCCAAAUAUUGAUGAGAACGACUUUUCAGGUUAUUAUUAACUUAGUGAUAAAACUAUGGCACCUGAAAACGCACCAAACUAAACUGAACUGAAAUUCCAGAUUUUUAAAUUCUACUCAGUUAUUUCUUUUUCGUGAAAAAAAAAUGGGAUUACAAUACGGUAUUUUGUUGUAAAACUUUGAAGAAUAGAUCGGCAUGAUUGGAAUAAAUAA
Molecule: messenger RNA, 2479 nt
Organism: Mercenaria mercenaria
Lineage: Eukaryota; Metazoa; Mollusca; Bivalvia; Venerida; Veneridae
Exons: 4
Coding region: 258-872 (204 amino acids)
Source: RefSeq, a predicted model, not a curated record